Molecule: messenger RNA, 1445 nt
Organism: Parathielavia appendiculata
Lineage: Eukaryota; Fungi; Ascomycota; Sordariomycetes; Sordariales; Chaetomiaceae
Exons: 4
Coding region: 69-1232 (387 amino acids)
Biological process (GO): phospholipid catabolic process
Molecular function (GO): hydrolase activity, acting on ester bonds
Source: RefSeq, a predicted model, not a curated record
UCUUGGCAUCCAACGUCGCUCCGUCUGGCCACCGUUGAUCUUCCAAAUAUGCAGUGCACUGAACCAACAUGAUCAUGAAGCACCUUAUCGUGACCCUCACUGGAUGGGCCUGCCUUCGGGCUGUGUCUGGUGCGCCCAUUGCUCGUGGAAAGGCAUUUGACCGCUUCAUCACCAUCUGGCUCGAAAACCAGGAUUACUCCAAGGUCGUUGCUGACAGCAGCAUCACCGAUCUCAAGAGGCAGGGCAUUCUGCUGACCAGAUACUACGCCCACACCCACCCCAGCCAGCCCAACUACCUGGCUGCCGUCGGCGGCGACUACUUUGGCCUCAACCACGACAACUGGGUGCGCAUCCCCGAGAAUGUCGCAACUGUCGCCGACCUGCUGGAGGACAAGGAGAUCACAUGGGCCGGCUACUUUGAGGACCAGCCUGGCCCGGGCUACAUGGGGAAUGCCAGCGACGGCUCGACAGGCAACGGCGGCUGGGACUACGUCAGGAAGCACAACCCAUUUGUGUCGUAUGACAGCAUCAACAUGAAUGGCGAGCGCCUGCUGAACCUCGACUCGUUCGAUGCCUUCCAACGCGCAUUCGCCGCAAAGAAGGUGCCGCAGUUCGUCUUCAUGUCACCAAACAUGAUGAACGACGGUCAUAACUCAACCCUGGAGACCGCCACAAAAUGGUCGCACGGGUUCCUCGAGCCCCUGCUCGCCGAAAACGCUUUUGACGAGUUGACCCUGAUUGCCCUCACCUAUGACGAAUCAGAAACGUACAGCGAGCCGAAUCACAUUGUCACCCUGCUCCUUGGAAGCGCCAUACCACCGGCCCUCAAGGGUACCGAGGACGACACCUUCUAUACUCACUACAGCAUACUCUCAACCGUUCAGGCGAACUGGGGCCUACAUAACCUCGGCCGGUAUGAUGUUGGCGCAAAUGUAUUUCGGUUUGUGUCCGACAUGGUGGGGUACACCGGCAACAAAGAUCCGGAGAAUGCAGCCGCCGUGAACAACUCUGUGUCGUACCCCGGCGUGCUAAACGACGACGAUUCAAAACGGUUGCCGAUCCCAGCGCCAAACACAAAGCUUAUCGGCGCAGGCGGCUUGCCUAUUUUGCCCUCGAUCGAGAAGGCAUGGUCAGGGACCAAGAGAUGGCAGACGCCAUACGACGGCAGUGGAAGGGUGUUCGAUGGAGACAACCCGCCUGUGUAUAUGCAACCAACAGUCAAUUCAUCUUAGAUGGCGACUAUCUUUCUGCUAAGCGCUUGCUCCGUCUGUUCCUGCUGCCCGUGACCGGCCACCCCUCAUCUUUCUGUCAGACAGAAGGCGUUCCCGCGCCGUGCUUUGGUGAGUCCUUGUAUCAAGAACGAGCGUCACGUCAUGCAGAUGUCGUCAUUCUAUGCACGCCUCGCCCUGUACAAUCCAGCCCUGGUUUGUUCGUUAGCGCGGCAC